Messenger RNA from Dromiciops gliroides (monito del monte), 688 nucleotides. Its product is annotated as cystatin-like. Gene Ontology annotation, molecular function: cysteine-type endopeptidase inhibitor activity. NCBI's taxonomy places the organism in Eukaryota, Metazoa, Chordata, Mammalia, Microbiotheria, Microbiotheriidae. Bases 98 to 520 code for a protein of 140 amino acids. The transcript is spliced from 3 exons. The record is from RefSeq and is a predicted model, not a curated record.
GCACGGGGAGGAAUCUUCAGCAUUUCACAGCUUCUUGUUCCUCAGUAGAGGGAACUAGUGAGCUGCUCUGCCUGCCUGCGUACCCUCAGUUGCCACGAUGGCCGGCGCCCGAUCUUUCCGGCUGCUGCCCCUGCUGUUGCUCGCCCUGGUCUUCACUGUCCAAGCCGAUCGCCUGCCCCGCCUCAUAGGCGGCUUUGUUGAGGCCAACGAGAAUGAGGAGGGCGUGCAGCGCGCCCUCAACUUCGCCAUGACCGAAUUUAACCGGGCCACCAACGACAAGUACGGCAGCCGAGUAUUCCGGGUGUUGGAAGUCAGAAAGCAGAUUGUGGCUGGUAUGAAAUAUGUUUUUGAAGUAGAAGUUCGUCGAACAACCUGCAACAAGUCUGUGGCUGACCUUGCAAACUGCCCCUAUCAUGAGAACCCACCUCUGAAAAAGCACUCCAUCUGCCACUUUGAGGUGUACACUGUUCCUUGGCUGGGCAGAACUAGCCUUUUGAAGAAUGAGUGCAAAGAUGCCUAGGCAUAUCCUUGAACACAUCCGUGACCAUUCAGAGCUGCAGCUGCUUUCUGUUUUUUUGAAAAAAGAGCAAUAACACAACCUAUUUGAUUCAUUAUUACCUGUUAGUGUUGUACAAGGUAAUCUCCUCCCUAAACUUGCAGGAGGAGGAAAUAAAGGCUUGUAAAAGUA